This is a messenger RNA of Stegodyphus dumicola, 1124 nucleotides long. It is a transcript of the gene Mtr4, whose product is annotated as exosome RNA helicase Mtr4. Gene Ontology annotation, biological process: RNA catabolic process; maturation of 5.8S rRNA. Lineage: Eukaryota; Metazoa; Arthropoda; Arachnida; Araneae; Eresidae. Gene Ontology annotation, cellular component: nucleus. The record is from RefSeq and is a predicted model, not a curated record. Gene Ontology annotation, molecular function: ATP binding; RNA binding; RNA helicase activity.
ACAAUUCUGGGAAGGUUUCCUAAUGGUUUACCUCUUCUUGAUCCUGUAAACGAUAUGAAGAUUAAAGAUCCAGGACUAAAGGAUGUUCUAAAGAAAAUUGAAGCAUUUACAUCCCGGUUAAAUCAUCAUCCACUUCAUGAUAAUCCAUCCACAGUAGAAUUACUUGAACUUUACAAAAAAAAAUUACAGAUUGCAGAUGAAAUAAAAGCUGCUAAAGCUGAACUAAAAAAAGCUCGCUCCUUAUUACAAAUGGAUGAAUUGAAAUGUAGAAAAAGAGUGUUAAGACGUAUGGGUUAUUGUACGGCCACAGAUGUCAUAGAAAUAAAAGGGCGUGUUGCAUGUGAAAUAAGCAGUGCUGAUGAACUGUUGUUGACAGAAAUGAUUUUUAAUGGUGCAUUCAAUAACCUAAAUGUUCACCAAACAACUGCUCUUCUUAGCUGCUUUGUUUUUCAAGAAAAAUCAAGUGAAAUGCCUAAAUUAGGAGAAGAAUUAUCUGGACCUCUUCGUCUUAUGCAGGAUACAGCUCGCAGGAUAGCUAAAAUAAGCAAAGAAUCAAAAUUGGAAUUAGAUACUGAUCAAUAUGUGGAGUCCUUCAGGCCUCAUCUAAUGGAUGUAGUCCAUGCAUGGAGUAAAGGUGCAAGUUUUAUACAGAUCUGUAAAAUGACUGAUGUUUUUGAAGGUAGUAUUAUUCGAUGCAUGAGGCGAUUAGAAGAAUUAAUGCGGCAGAUGUGUCAAGCUGCUAAAGCGAUUGGUAAUACAGAAAUGGAAAACAAAUUUUCUGAAGGUAUCAAACUCAUCAAAAGAGACAUCGUAUUUGCUGCCAGCCUUUAUUUAUAAAGAAUUAUUUAGACUAAAUUGUGAUGUUAAAUCUCCAAGGUAAAGUAAUAUGUGAAUGGCAGAAUUAAUUUGAUCUUUUAUGUGAGCAAUCUUAUUUUAUAUGCUGCAUUUAUUUUUCUGAUUUAAAUAUAUUCUUUAAAAUGUGAUAUUUCAUGCACGACUUUAAAAUUGAGCAUCUCAAAACAGAAUCUUAACCACAAAUAAAGCACAAUAUUGCCCCAAAUCAUAAAUAAAAUUAAAUAGUAUCAUUUGACUAAAAUAGAAAAAGAAAAAUGAGCAUAAUUUAU